This is a messenger RNA of Procambarus clarkii (red swamp crayfish), 2882 nucleotides long. The record is from RefSeq and is a predicted model, not a curated record. Lineage: Eukaryota; Metazoa; Arthropoda; Malacostraca; Decapoda; Cambaridae.
UGUCUGUGUGUGGAGGGUGACAGCGACUUGUGCAGUCAGUCAGAAUAAUAUCGUCUGUCCUCUAGUGGCUGGUACUGGUAAUCUCGGUAUUAUUUCUUUCAAACUCCGGUUAAAGUCUGAAACUUGCUCGUUAAGGGAGAUAAUCACUAUACCACCGGGGACGUGUUUAUGUAAUUAUGGACUAAAUCGUUUAAGUGUACAUGCAAGUGACUCUUCUGUUGGGACUUUACCAGGAAGCAUCUGCUUAGAGGUGUGACAGAGCCUGACACAAGCGACUGGAGAACCACCUUCAGGCAAGAAUAAGCUCUGAGGUCAUAAUCUAAAAGGAUCAUUGAGAAGGGAACUUACUUGCCCGAUCUAUAAGAUGACAUUCUUGUUCAAGAAUCCGACGUGAUUAGGCAUCCUUCGCGAACAAUAGAAGUCAGUUCAUGAAGGAUAUAACUCACUAUAGAGCUGAGCCAAACCCCUUAUGACAGAGGAUCACACACUCUACACAACGCCUCGAAUCUUUUCCACAGGAAUUCGGUGCUAAUCCUUCGAACCCUCGGUCAUGUUUCAUGGAGGUGACUCCCCUGUGUCCCUGCGUGGGACCCCAGCGACGCUGGUGAUGCUGCUGGUGACGAUGACGGGUCCAGCAGCUGGGAAUAUCAUAGGCUUCGCCAUCCCCGACAUGGUCCAAUACGGCAGUUGUGCAGACGCUCAGACCAUCGAACGCCUUGACUUCCAGAACUUCAGCGGCGUCUGGUACCAGGUGGCAGACGUCCCCAACUCUUACGUCAAGGUGACGCAGUGUAGCCGGUCCGUGUAUAGUUGGGAUGGGAGGCAAUUUAACGUGAUCUCGGAGGGCUGGGACGACUUCGGAGACCAGAUUGACCAGAUCACCAGCAUCUCUCAAGUACAGCCAGCGAACCCAGACCAACCGCAUCCUUACCUCCAGAUUCGCUCUCCCAAUGUUCCACCUGUCCCGUACAACAUCAUCAACACCGACUACCUGAGCUUUGCCUGCGUGUACUCCUGCUUCGAGUUCCUAGGGGUCAAGGUUGAGAUUUAUUCCAUACUGAGCAGGACUUCAAAGGUGACGAAUGCGUCACUGGCUGCUUGUCACGUUUCGUUAGAGGCUCUGGGUGUGGAUGUGGCGAACCUGGAGCCUGUGCCUCAGGGUGACGAGUGCUGGUAUAACGACCCCAAGCAGCUGCUGGCUGUAGAGAGCAGCAGAGUCACAGAGUCGCAGACCAGCCAGAGUGAUGUUGCGCAGAUACGACCACAUCACCACCAUCACCACCACCACCAUCAUCCAGCCGUCUCUACGCUACCGACGACCAGAACGAAGAUUGGAUCUGAGAGCAGCGAAGGGAUGGAGCCUCAUAUCAACCAUGGUGAAGCCCCGAAGACAGAACCUCACCACCACCACCACCAUCACCACCCAGCGGUCUCCACACAGCCUAGUACUAGAGCCAAGACUGUAUCUUUGGACAGGGAAGUAAUGGAGUCACAGACCAACCACGCGGAAGCUCAGGGGACCGGACCUCACCAUCACCACCAUCACCAUCAUCAUCUAGCAGUCUCCACACUGCCGUUGACCACAGUGAGGACGCCUGAAGAUGUGACACCUGCCGCAAGUGAUCCAGAUGAAAAUUUGAUUGAGGACAUUGACGAAAUACUAAGUUUGAUGGUUGAAGAUGUGGACAAUGUUGAGGAAACUCACUCACACCAUGAAGCUGUAUCACCACCAGAGAAAAUUUCCCAAGCUGGCGAGGAUGCGAGAAAGGCUUUUGGUGGCAUCAGGACAGGAAAAGGUAACGCUGCAAUCCGUCCCUUGAAAUCGAACAUAAGUUUACAAGGGACCACAACUGUAGAAGCUGAGAAAAGAGGUUCAGAAUGCAAUAUCAAGACCCGCUCAGGUUGUUCUGAUAGCUCCACCAGAGGUCAGGCCCACGAACCUGGCCUCCGAGCUCAGUCACUCCCAAAGCCUACUACAAGACUAUGCACCAGUAUGACAGACGUGAAGGAGAAGACAGAGAGUGGAGAGGAGCCAGAGGACCCUGACAGCUGCGACGGUCACUCAGCUGCUGCUGCUCAGACGUACUCAGCAUGGAUGCUUAUCAUCUCGUCGAGUCUCGCUCUCUGGGCGAGAUAAGAGUGGUACUUUAUGGACAGCAUCACCACAGAUACCGCUCUUUGCUCUCAGCUUUGACUCAAGAGAUAGAUUUAAUACUUGUUAGCUACUGCGGACUCUAGUGAGUGCAGAUACUAAUGAGUAUAGGUUCGAUCAUUAGUGAGAAGAGGUUCGAGAAUUAGUGAGCAGAGAUUCAAACAUUAGUGAGUGUAGGUUCGAACACUAGCGAGUGUAGGUUCGAACACUAGCGAGUAUAGGUUCAAAUUCUAGUGAACACUGGUUCGAACACUAGUGUUUAUAGGUUCAGAUACUAUUGAGCACAGGUUCGAACACUAGUGAGUGCAAGUUCGAACACUAGUGAGUACAGGUUCAUAUACUAGUGAGCAAAGUUCGAAUACUAGUGAGCACAGUAUCGAACAUUAGUGAGUACAGGUUCAGGAGGUCACAAGAUAAUUCUGUAAUGUGUAAGUUGUUAUUUUGAACGCCUCUGUUCAAAAAAAUAUUGAACUAAAUUCAAUGUCAUUUAAUUUAAAUCAUGUGAGUCUAUUAGCUGAUAUCAAGAGCUCUCAACAUGUAUUAAUUUGCAUCCAGACAAAACUAGGACGCACUGCGUAACUGGGUCAGACAAAUGGAACUGUUUGUGCUUCAUUUGUGUUUUGUUUACUUGUCCAUUUGUGUAUGUGGAGGGGAAAGUGUUUACAGUGCCUUUUAACCUUUUUUUAACCUUCUUUUUAAUAUAAUCUACCCAUUAAAUAGCCUAACCUAA